Messenger RNA from Brienomyrus brachyistius, 7642 nucleotides. Its product is annotated as peroxisome proliferator-activated receptor alpha-like. Lineage: Eukaryota; Metazoa; Chordata; Actinopteri; Osteoglossiformes; Mormyridae. Gene Ontology annotation, biological process: positive regulation of transcription by RNA polymerase II; regulation of lipid metabolic process; negative regulation of inflammatory response. The coding region runs from base 3488 to 4870 and encodes 460 amino acids. Gene Ontology annotation, molecular function: RNA polymerase II cis-regulatory region sequence-specific DNA binding; zinc ion binding; nuclear receptor activity. Gene Ontology annotation, cellular component: nucleus. The record is from RefSeq and is a predicted model, not a curated record. The transcript is spliced from 9 exons.
AUUUUACUUGAUUAUAAUCCAGUUGAUUUAACACUUUUUUAGAAUACAGAAAAAAUUUAGAAUUGGCAUAGCUGGCUGGUAUGUUUUUUACUUAAUCGCAAUGGGCUCUUUCUACUAGUGCAAAGUAGCUUAAGAUUUAUAGUAAUGUAUUAAUUUAAUGGUGAGAAAUUAAUAAAGCUAAAUAAAUUUAAAAUUAAGAUUGUGCUAAUAAAGUGCCAUAAAUAAUUCCAGAAAAUCCCACAUAAAUUCAGAAUUACUCAAUAGCAAAUCUUUGGUUUUCACAAGCACUUAUGAUGUUCCUGCAGUGUUGUCUGAAUUAUGCUCUUAUCCUGGGAUUCACAAUUUGAGCUGUCGGCAUAAAAAUGUGCAACCAAACAAACUGAGACAGAGUGGACUAAACUGACCUAGGGAGCUGCCUGUUUGUUUAGUGACUCUUACCAAUUAAAGCAUGAUGCUGAUAAGCAACUGAGGGCAACCAGUCAGUGUCGAGUUAAUCAAUUGGUAAUCAAAUGGGAUUCAGAACUCCACCCAACUGUAGUACCCAUUAGACAAGACCCAAUAGUGAACAGCAAUGAUUAAUUAUUAUUAUUAUUAUUAUUAUUAUUUAAAAUAAAGUUAAAGGAAGUCUGCUUUUACAUAAAUCUGCUUUUACAUAAACGUUGAUAAAUGUUCACACUGGGCACAAAAAUAAAGGCUGCUGCAUGCUAAUCAUCAACCAUAGAUAUUAAAGUGAAAGAAUCCUGUGAUUGAAUGCUGGGCAGCUGACAGCCUCCCUGAGAGAGUCUGCUGGCGCUAUGGAGGGACUACAGUAGCCUAUUCACCAUAUGCCUUCAUGCCAUUUUUCUGCUGACUCAUCUGCUGGCAAACAAGCGCAGGGCCAACUCCACAAAAGGUGCCACCACGUUUCUACCAGGGGGUUAGUUAGCGAGAUGCUAGUAAUUUAGAUCUGAGCCAAAGGUGCACAGUGUCUGAGGCUGAGUUCCUUACUAUCUAACUCAGUAUCAUGUCCUUGUACCUAGCAGUUCUUCAUGCUGGUGUGGUUAAGCUAACAAACUGUGUCUGUGCACAAAUGCUAAACCUGCCGCUUAAAGAUUGAUUUUCCUGUCAUGAGAUGUCACUGAAAGUUCUGAUGUUCAGUGACUGGUCUGGCUUCUCUUGUGCUGUGUGCCAUGAUGUCCUGUACUGUCACGGUGGAUGUACUGUUAUUCGGACUGCCCACACCAAGCCUUGAAUCAUUUUGUCAGAAUAAAUGUUGCUCUUUUUUUCAAAAAGCCGGGAGCUAUGAGGUUCAACCUGGAACAUUGUCAAACCUUCCUUCUGCCCUGAAAUGUGGCCUUUCUUUUUCAAAAUGAUUCAUUUUAACAUAAAAACAUCUUAAUCAAUUUACCAACUGCUUAUCCUGGCCAGGGAAGAGGGGGUGUCUACAGUCUCUUCUGUGCAACACAGGGCACAAUGCAGGAAUACAUUGUGGAUUGGAUAUCAGUCUUAAUCAGUAUAGGCUUAAUGAAGUGAUAGUAUGUAAAAUAUUUUGUUCAAGGGUUGAACUGUUUGCAACCUAGUGUUCUAAAUUUUGUAUGAUCCAUUUGUGUUAUAUUUUAUGGUAAUAUUUUCUAGAAUACAAAUACUGUAAUAGUACAUUAUCUUCAUUAAUUAUUGUUUUAUGAGUCACUUAUGUAUUCAUUAUUUCCAUGUCUGGUAAACAUGGAGACCCUUUGAAGGAGGUGUCAUAAUCGGCGUGUGUCACUACUCAAUGCUUUUCUUAUUUAUUUCAGAUACUUUCUUUUGUCCUCUUAGGUAGCUGGGUCAUUCAGUUUGAGUCUCAUGAUUGCAUGUGUCUGUCAAUAAGAGUGCUUCUCUCUGGCAUUUAAAUGGAAGGGUAAGUCUAAAGCUUACAAUGAACAAGGUGGUCAGACAGUGCAGUGUCUGACAGUUGUUAUAGCAGUUGACUUAUUGCCAAGAGGUUUUAGGGUGGAGUCUUUCUUUCCAUAGCUCGCUAAAACGGCUGACCACAGAAAUACAUACAAACUAGUAAAACUGUUAAAUGUAAUACUGUAAGCUAUCAAGGAUACUUCACAUUGUAGGUAGUAGGUCUGUAUAUGAUGACACUAGAUAUUAACCAAUGAAAAAGCAGUUCCACAAUGCCAUAUUCAAGGCUUUUAUAAGUGAAAGUGCAUUUUAAUCAGUGCAAUUUCCCUUACAAGAUAAACUGCUGCCAUUUCACUGUCAUCUUAUAGUCACAUACUGUGGUUAGAGUCAUGGGGGUCCUGGAGCCCAUCCCAUGCAGCAUAGACCCCAAGGCUGGGAAACACCCUGGAUGUGAUGCCAGUCCAUUACAGGACAAUGCAUGCACAAUAGUAAACUUAUAGAUGUCAUUAGGCAUAAAAUAACUUAGCAUUGCAGGUAACCUAUGCAGCUUGAAUAACACGAGGCGGUAGCACUACCCACUUUUUAGCAAGCUAAUAUUUGUGAAUUUGGUUUGUCUAUCGUAAAAAAAGUAGGUAACAGUGACCACUACAGGCAGGUUGUUGUCACUGCAAAAAAAUAUUUAUUGUCUCUGUUUUAAACUUUUUUUCCACAGGAGUCAGGGAUUUGAUAUGGGAUGGGAUAAACCAAAGCAUGUGGACAUUUAGCCGUGGCCAAGUCUGCCAGGUCUACACAUGGAAGUAAUUACCCUGAGCUGCUGACCACUGUGAAAUGUGGACCAUUUCAUUCUGAAUACAUUUACUUAAAUAUUAGCCUGGACACCAGGCGCUAUUUAUAAACUAUGGCACUUUAGGUCCGGAGCACAACUACAUAUAAAUGUUACUAUGCACAACUGCUUAUUUUGUUCUAUUAUUAUUUAAAUUGUGUUAAGUUUUAAAUAAAGUAGUUCCCAGAAUUUUUUAAAAUGUAAAAGAACAGGCGUAGAGUUUUUUGUCGAAGGGGCCUUGGCUGUUUCCCGAACAUGAGGAAGAGAAAUAGGCCAAGUGGUAAAGGAAGACUGCCAUUUAAAGGUCAAGUGAAAGUAAUGGGACAAGGGAACAGCAGGAGAUAGCUGAUUCUGGUCCAAGAUAUAAACCUGAAGUUUAUCACUGUUGGAAAGUGGUGAAAAUGUAGAUGUGAAUAUUCAUCAUCUGAAUUCACCUGUAUUGUCCUGUAACUUGUGACUCAGAUGCUUGCUUAGUUUUUGUAUCUCUUUCUUACCAGGAAAGCAUGAUGGGCAUUUAAAGUCACUUGAGUGUGAGCAAGAAUGUUGUCCUGUGACCAACGAUAGCCACAGGCGACACCUGACUCUUUGUGAGCAAGUUCCUCGGAUUUACGGGAUGGACAGGAAGUAGUGGAGCUAGCAUUUGGAGAAAUAAGGGAGCUUGGAGCAGUAGCUGGAGGCGGGACCGUGGCAGGAACCGCCGACUCAGGACCAGCAGGGGCCGCCGCUGGAACCUCCGGGACGGGCAGAUCAGUCUGAUGUGUGAUCCAAGGUGUGGCCCUGUCCAGCAGCAGGGUGCACAUGCAGAGCUCAUGCAGUGCCUCCACCCCACCUGGGGAGUCGGUCUUGUGCAGCCCACUCUAUGGGGACCUCGUCUCUCAGUGUGUGGAGGAUGACACCCUUGGCUCCAUAGAUGUCCCUGUGUGCCAGUCCUCCAGAAACGGCUCUGGUGCAGAGAGCUCCACCACUGUAGACUCCCUGACCCCAGGUUCAAGCCCCUCCUCAGGCGUAUUUGGGACAGUCGUGGGACAAGAGAGGCUCCCCUUCACUCCCCUGAGCUUGGAGUGUAAGGUGUGUGCUGACCGUGCUUCGGGGUACCACUAUGGGGUACAUGCCUGCGAGGGCUGUAAGGGCUUUUUCAGGAGGACCCUCAGACUUAAACUGGAGUAUGACACCUGUGGGAGAGGCUGCAAGAUCCAGAAGAAGAACCGCAACAAGUGCCAGUACUGCCGCUUCCAGAAGUGCCUGUCGGUGGGCAUGUCCCACAGUGCCAUCCGCUUUGGACGCAUGCCCCAGGCGGAGAAGCUGAAGCUGAAGGCUGCGGUCACAGUUCAGCCUGCGGAGCAGCAUGUGGGGAAUCCUCAGCCAGCUGAGCAGAAGAACCUGGGCAAGCGGAUCUGUGAGGCCUACCUGAAGAACUUCAGCAUGAACAAGUCUAAAGCUCGAGCCAUCCUAACUGGCCAGUCCAGCACACCACCCCUGGUCAUCCACGAUAUGGAGACGCUGCUCUUAGCCGAGCGAACCUUGCUGGCCCCGUUGCCAGGUGGGGCCCCGCGGACCGGGGAGGCAGAGGUGCGCAUCUUCAAUUGCUGCCAGCGCACCUCUGUGGAGACUGUCACGGAGCUGACAGAGUUUGCCAAGGCUGUGCCGGGCUUCUCCUCUCUGGAUCUCAACGACCAGGUGACACUGCUCAAGUAUGGUGUCUACGAAGCCCUCUUCACCAUGCUGGCCUCCUGCAUGAACAAGGAUGGGCUGCUGGUCGCCUAUGGCAACGGUUUUGUUACGCGUGAAUUCCUCAAGAGCCUGCGUAGGCCCUUCAGUGACAUGAUGGAGCCCAAAUUCCAGUUUGCCGUCAAGUUCAAUGCCCUGGAGCUGGAUGAUGGUGACCUGGCACUCUUUAUCGCCAUGAUCAUCUGCUGUUCAGCCCUCCCCCCCCCAGAUCGCCCAGGGCUGGCAAACCCGACGUGUGUUGAACACCUGCAGGAGGCCAUCGCACAAGUGCUGCAGCAUCACCUGCAGACCACCCACCCGGAUGAUGCAUUCCUCUUUCCGCGUCUGCUGCAGAAGCUGGCCGACUUGCGACAACUGGUGACCGAGCAUGCGCAGCUGGUGCAGGAGAUCAAGAAGAUGGAGGAUACCUCGCUGCACCCAUUACUGCAGGAGAUCUACCGGGAUAUGUACUGAGGAAUGGUGGGAUCAACACAUUAGCCUGUAGGAGUGCUGCAUGAGUCGCAGGGCUUUUCUUAUGGCACGAGUAUCUUUGAGGUUCUACACCGCGUUGAAUCCAUGCAGUUCUGCAUUUACAACUUCCUGUCAAGGUUGUAAUGUCAUGCCUCCAUAGUUUAAAUAGCUAGAGACUGGAAAUAUUCAUCAAUUUAAUCAGAAAGGUGCACAAAUCCAGAAAUGGUGAGUAAUCAAAUGAUUUGGUAUAUAAAUGAGUACUUGGACGAGAGGUUGACUGUGGGUCAAGUGGGCGUGAUUCACAAUUGUGCAUUUGGAUUAGCCAGUCAACCUACCUGAUGCUUUUCUUCCAAUCAAAUGUGCCUGUGUGCUUGAUGCAUUGCAUAUACAUUUGUUACGCUCUUGGUAUCUCCAGUACCUUUACCUUUAUCCCUUCCCCCACGUCUUGAAACAGCAGUGAUCAAUCUGAAAAAAAUCUGAAAAACGCUACAUAAUUUUACUAAACUUUAAAAAGUUGAAUAUAUUAACAUUAUUCACCCCAACUGGCUACAGGCAUAUAAUCUGUUCAUUUGCAGUUUGCCAGUAUGAUUAUCUGGUGCUCUGACUACACCACACUGUCCUUACCCACUGGACCACAUGUGGUCAAUUCUGCUUUUAUUGAAAAAAAAAACCAUUGGCAGUGUAGAAAAUUUUAAUGAUAAACCUUAAAUAUGCUUAAUAAAAAUAUGCAAGGUAGCCAUAGUGCUUUCUCAAACCUAAAGAACCAGUGAGAGUGCAUUCUAAGUCUAAUUAUGACCAAUCGGGAUUUCAGACAAUGCUGAAGACUAUCUAUGAUGACUUUGCAUCUAAUCAUAUCUGCCGAGUUACAAUCUGCACAAGUUACUUUUUUUUAACCCAAACUUCCUUGCUGUUCUAACACAGGUUAAAACAAGGUUAAAACUAAUAAUUAAUAGUUUAAUGUGGAUUACUGUAUGCUAAUUUUAAUACCUCCUACAAUGUGUACAAUACCAAUCAAAAGUAUGGACACCCUUACCCAUAAGGUCUAUUUGUAUUCUCUACAUUUUAGAAUAAUUAAGACAUCAAAACUAUAAAAUAACAUAUAGUGAAUUAUGCACUGAUCAAAAAGUGUUUAAAAAAAAAAAUUUGUUGGGGAGGACAGCUCUGUGGGUUGGGUCUCAGAAGGCUGCUGAUUCAAAUACCUGGAUCAGCAGAGUGAGAGCAAGGCCCUUAAUCCCAACUGCUUCAGGGACUGGCUGACCUUACUUUCUCAUUUAUGAUAGCUUCAUAAGGUGGCGCCCUAGGAUGUUUUUCCAGGAGUUCCCACUUAUGUUGAGCUUUUCUUUUUUUGGGGGGGGGGGGGGGGGGCGGAGGGGUGCUUUUCCUUCACACUCUAGUCAAACUCCUCCAAAACCAUUUCUAAUGUGUUUAGAUCAGGCGGCCAGGUCAUUGGACGCAACAUUGUCACUCUCCUUUGUAGGCGGCUUGGCAUGGCCAAACUUUUGAGUGGUGCUGUACAUACAACAUAGAUGGUGGUUUAUAUGUGCUUUUUCAAACUCUAUAAAACUGAAUUAAUAUCACUACAGAAGAUUUCCACUGAAGCGCUGGUGUCACGUGGUGGCAUGGCGACUUUCUUGGUGUGAUUCCCACAAUGCACUUUAGGAGACUGGUGGGCACCAGAUGGAAGAUUUGAAAGACCCAUCAUUCUUUUCAUUGUUUGCCCUAGUCUACAGACGCAGAUUUGUGUAUUCAAUGUGCUGCAGAACAGCCACAUUGGACAUUUUAUUUUCAGUGACUUUUUAUUUGAGUUUGAAUUGGAACCUUAGCUCAGGUAAUCCUGGAUUUGAAGAGAAUGCACCCUUCCAUGAGCUGAAUUUGUUGGAUUUGUAUCGUCUUUGAUUUUCACUGACAUCCUCUUGCUGGAAAGACUCCUCCAGCCAGAAUUUGCACUGCAUGCCCCCAAACUAAAUGAUGUGUAAACAUAUAUCAAACUCCUUAUCGUAUUAGUCACUGCUGUUCUCUGUGAUUUUGCAGAGCUUAUCAUAACCCAGGUAGAAGGCUUUUAUUACUGCCACAGUCUGUCAUAAUCUAUCAUAUGCUACAUUCUAUCUUUAAUGACAAUGACUAUAGUGAUUAUAAUCAGUUAAUGUCUUCCAUUAUAGUUACUGUCAAUAGCCAGUAUGGCCUUAUUGUGACAGUUAUUUGUCAAAACAAUCAGCUUGACAAUACAGCCACUGUUAUUAUUCAAUCAAUACAGUCGGUUAUUAUCUAACUGCAUCCAUUCUUAAUUCUGUUCUGUUGCAGUCAGUCCAUUCACACAGCUGGUUUAUGUAAAGCAUCCUUUCAUGUAGCUUGUGUUCUUCAUGCUUCCAUUUACUCUACAGACCGCAAUUGCUUCACCACAAUCCAAAUCCACUGCUGAUUCUGUGAAAUUAGUUCUUUCGAGGCUUUAAAGGCUGAUGCACGUUUAAAUGAAGAACGGUUUAAAGAAAUGCCAGGGAAUCGUUCGUUUUGUAUGGUUUAAAGUAGCCCGUGGUUAUCUGUAUGUUUCGUAUUAAUUAACCACAACAGCACAUAUCUGAAGAAAAUUCAAUAUAUUAUCCAGAGCAAUAUACUGUAUGGAUUAUUUGCACGUUUGUAUGACUUGUAUGGAUUGUAUGACUUUUUAUGACAUUGUUAGGUUUGGUUAUUAUUUUGUUUCAUUUUUACAUAUUUUACAUCCUUCGUCAUGUAACCAAAAGCAUAAUUUGUUUUAUAUCACUAAAGAAAUUUAAACAA